Erythranthe guttata (spotted monkey flower) is the source of this 2178-nucleotide messenger RNA. RefSeq lists its product as uncharacterized. Gene Ontology annotation, molecular function: protein binding. NCBI's taxonomy places the organism in Eukaryota, Viridiplantae, Streptophyta, Magnoliopsida, Lamiales, Phrymaceae. The record is from RefSeq and is a predicted model, not a curated record.
UCCCCUGUUAGUUAAGCUUUGCGUGAUCUAGCUUUGGUUAUUGAUACAGUGCACAAAUAUCCAAAAGUCAACAAUUAGUAAAGAAACAGCAAACUCCGAGUUCGUUUCUCCAAAUCACACGCCCCCCCAAUUGCUAGCUUUUCAAUGUAAAUGAGUAAAUGCAUUUGCUUCACCACUGAUCUAGGAUCGAACCCCCACCUUCCAACAAUAAUGGAUCCACCACCAUCUUCCUCCAACCACCCCGACUCCUCCGCCACUUCUUCGCCGCACUCCCGCUGCACCGACACCACCUGGGAUGACAACCCUCUACCGCCUGUCCCCGGUGCCGCCAAGCUCCGCCUCAUGUGCAGCUACGGCGGCCACAUCAUCCCCCGCCCCCACGACAAGUCCCUGUGCUACGUGGGCGGCGACACCCGCAUCGUGGUGGUGGAGCGCCACUCCUCCCUCGCCGAACUCCACUCCCGCCUCUCCCACACCCUCCUCAACGGCCGCCACUUCACCCUCAAGUACCAGCUCCCCACUGAAGAUCUCGACUCUCUCAUAUCACUCUCCUCCGACGAAGACCUCGAUAACAUGAUCGAGGAGUACGACCGGACCACCUCCGCCUCCCCGCUGAAGCCCUCCCGCCUCCGCCUGUUCCUCUUUCCUUCGAAGCCUGAAACUGCAGCUUCCAUGGGUUCUUUGCUGGACGAUGCCAAGUCAGAGACGUGGUUCGUUGAUGCUUUGAACGGUGCUGGUUUGCUCCCCAGAGGGAUAUCUGAGUCGGCGGCCAUUGAUACCUUCUUGGAACGCCAUCACGGCAAUAGUGAUUCUAGUGCGGAUCUCGAGGCCCUGCAGAAUGAGUCUGUGGGUAAUAUUAACAAACAGGUUGUGGGCAAGGCUAAUAAUAAUUCUCAGGAAGUCUUUCUUGUGGAAACGACUUCUUCCUUUGGGUCGAGCUCUUCUUCGCCGUCAAUGGCGAAUCUGCCGCCCAUUAAGGUGAGAACUGAAGGUUACAAUCAGACGGCUGGGCUGGAUGAGCAGUUUUCUCAUGCGAGCAUUGCUUCUGGUUUGGCAAAUGCAGCUCCGCCACCUCUUCCUAAUAUUGGCGCCGCCGCAUCAGGUGGAGGAGAAAAUGUGAAUCGGGUAAUAUGCGAUGAUGAGAAGUCGGAGAAGUCCGACCAUGGAACGGUGGCGGCGACAAGGGUGAGGAAGCCGCCGUUGCCAUUGCAAACGGUGCAGAGGAAGGUAGCUGAUAUUCAUAGUUUGACCUCACCUGACUCUGUAACAAGCGAGAGUAGCAUUACCUCGGUUGGAUCCCAAUCAAAGCAGCAAACAAUUCACCAAGAACCAGUGCACAGAGUUCCUACUCCAACAUUAAUAACAACAACAGAUGAUCAAAAGACGAUCAAUACUACUACUAUUACUACUACUACUGCUACUGCUACUGCUGCUGCUGCUGAUUAUAUUCAAGAACCAAUAACAACAACUCAUGAUCAAAUUCUCAUGCAACAGCUUCCAUACCAAAAUCAACAAAUAAAUAUUCAUCAAACUGCUCAACCCACGCACUACAUCCACCACCCUCAACCGAUGCCCGUUUCUUCCUACUAUCCAAUGUAUCAGCUACAACAGCACCCCACCCAAACACACCAAUCGAUCCAUCACCACCAACAAAUUCACGAUCCACAGUAUCAAAUGUACAUAUUGCCUCAUAAUAAUCCUCAGCCCGUCGUUUAUCAGACCAAGCCCGAAAUGGCACCGAGUAAAAUGCACCCAUCCAUUCAAUAUCAGCAUCAACAUCAGCAGUAUAUUUCUCAAAUGCCUUCUUUGGCCCCAUCACAGUCUAAUAAUAAUAAUAGUAAUAAUAUUGCUGCUUCCGCUGGUGCUAUUAAUUACGGAUAUGACUACUCUCAUCAAAUGCAGGAUCAAGUUUACUAUGCUCAGCCUCCACCGUCACAGUACCAAACUAUGACCUCUACUUCUGCAGUAAUGCUUUCUCACGAGCCUUCUACUCACCUUCCUCCUCCAGAUAACACUGGACAACAUUGAUCUUUACUGUGAAUCGAAAAACGAAAUAAAGGGUGGUUGUUGUUGCUGUUAAUUAUGAUUAAUCACGUUCAUGCUUUUAUAUUUUGUUCUUGUAAUUUUGAUUUUCGGAAUUAUAAUUUUUAAGAAGUGUUGUUGUAUGUUAUUUAUCUA